AAUUCUCAUAUUUCAGCCAGCCCGGAUCUUUCGCGACCUUGUUUCAGACAAAUUUUCUUCUGCCCCCUCACCCAAAAGUCUUUUUAGUCCUCCUCACAACUUCUCUUCUAUCUCUUUUUUUAUUGUUCACUUUUCUCUCUUCUUUAUAAUAACCCAACAUCUUCCUCUUCCUUCCUGUUCCUUUAUCUUCUUCCUUCCUUCUUCAUCCUCUCUCUCUCUCUCUCUCUCUCUCUCCCUCUCUCUCUAACCCAGUUCAAGUUGAAGCUUUUGCGCUAAACCCAAAUGGGUUUUGCAUGCAUUGUGUUUCCAAGGGAUUGAUUGGCUUAAUAAUACUGUUCGAACUUCAAAGCUCAGCUUGCUUCUAGAUAGCUCAGAACGUGUUUGAAGUAAUUCCUCCGUAACCUCGUGAUUAUCGUAACCCAGAUGAGAUUAGGCACCACUCGCUAGCUAGCUUUAAGUAACGGUUGAGGCAGUUUCAUUUUGUUUGGAUUUAUCACAAGCAGACAAAAACAAGAGUUCCCUCUAUAGGCUGAAACGUCUUUUUAAGCAAGUACAAAUAUGGCUCCAGCUAGUAAUUGGUUAUCCUUCUCUUUAAUGUCUCCCAUGGAAAUGCUCAGGUCCUCUGAGUCUGAAUCUCCCUUUGUUCCCUAUGACACAUCCUCCACCGCCUCUCCUCACUACUUCCUUGAUAACUUCUAUGCCAACGGCUGGACGAACCCCAAGUCCCAAGGGUUUUUUGCAGACGGUGAAGAUCACAACAACCCGAGCAAACAAGGCCACGCCGAUUCACCCAAUCUCACCAGCUUCAUCGACCCACAGAGCCAUCACCAACCUAUUCCAAAGCUGGAGGACUUUCUAGGCGAUUCGUCAUCGAUGGUGCGCUAUUCCGAUAGCCAAACAGAGACCCAAGACUCGUCGUCCCUGACCCACAUGUACGACCAGAGCUCGGCCUAUUUUGGCGACCAUCAGCAGCAGCAAGAUCUCAAGGCGAUUACUGGGUUUCAGGCCUUUUCGACGAACUCGGGCUCGGAAGUGGAGGACUCGGCGACCAUGGCCCGGACGACUCAGCUCGCUGGCGGCGAUUUCACGGGUCAUUCUAUUGAGUCGAACGGGAACGAGUUGGGAGGCGGGUUCUCUAGCUGUGGCACAAAUGCUCUGUCGCUUGGGGUCAACACCCAGAGCUCUUCUCAGUCUAAAGCCAUUGUUCCCGCGGACAGCGACGGCUCUAAGAAGAUCGCUGAUACUUUUGGCCAGAGGACUUCAAUUUACAGAGGGGUCACUAGACACCGGUGGACGGGUAGAUAUGAAGCGCAUCUAUGGGAUAACAGCUGUAGAAGAGAGGGUCAGGCCAGGAAAGGGCGGCAAGUUUACUUGGGUGGAUAUGACAAGGAAGAUAAGGCAGCAAGGGCUUAUGAUUUGGCUGCUCUGAAAUACUGGGGUCCUACUGCAACUACCAACUUUCCAGUUUCAACUUACAGCAAAGAACUGGAAGAUAUGAAACAUGUAACCAAGCAAGAAUUCAUUGCGUCACUCAGAAGGAAAAGCAGUGGUUUUUCAAGGGGAGCUUCUAUUUACCGGGGGGUUACAAGGCAUCAUCAACAAGGCCGAUGGCAAGCAAGGAUAGGCCGUGUUGCCGGGAACAAAGACCUAUACCUUGGGACAUUUGCCACUGAAGAGGAAGCAGCAGAGGCAUAUGACAUAGCGGCCAUAAAGUUCAGGGGUAUUAAUGCAGUUACAAAUUUUGAGAUGAAUCGAUAUGACGUUGAAGCUAUUGGCAAGAGUUCUCUUCCUGUCGGUGGGGCAGCGAAACGCUUAAAGCUCUCACUUGAAGCUGAAGAGCAGAAACCAUCUGUAAACCAUGAUCAGCAGCGUCCUCAAUGCAGCAGCGGCAGCAACAACAUCAAUUUUACUUCGAUGCAGCCAGCAGUUCAAUCGAUACCAUGUGGGAUUCCUUAUGAUGCUGCAGCUGCAACAGCAUAUUAUCAUCACAACCUCUUCCAGCAAUUUCAACCGAACUACUAUGGCGCUUGUGAUUCAGCCGGAUCAACCCCUAACAUUGCAACUCAGAUGACCAUGAUGCCGCAGCAGCCAGCUGAGUUUUAUAUUUGGCCUCACCACCAAUCCAAUUGAUAGGACUAAACAACAGUUGUUGUUUCAUAUGUUAGCCGCUAACAUUAUCCGGCUGACCAACAUCUGACCCUCACUCCAAUCCACCUCUCAACCUUAGGAUUUAGGAUUAGGAAAGGCAUAAGAGGUUUUUUGUUUGGAGGCUAAAAUUCUGGAUGCAGUAGGAAGCUGGGUUUUGUAUUUAAGGUGGGAAACGUUGAAUGGUGUAUCCAUCUGCUUUUUAAGAAUUUCCGUCUCUUUCUUUUUGGAUA
Prunus dulcis (almond) is the source of this 2378-nucleotide messenger RNA. RefSeq names its product AP2-like ethylene-responsive transcription factor AIL6. The transcript has 10 exons. Lineage: Eukaryota; Viridiplantae; Streptophyta; Magnoliopsida; Rosales; Rosaceae. Gene Ontology annotation, biological process: regulation of DNA-templated transcription. The record is from RefSeq and is a predicted model, not a curated record. Bases 559 to 2130 code for a protein of 523 amino acids. Gene Ontology annotation, molecular function: DNA binding; DNA-binding transcription factor activity.